This is a messenger RNA of Suricata suricatta (meerkat), 1609 nucleotides long. It is a transcript of the gene TMEM101, whose product is annotated as transmembrane protein 101. The record is from RefSeq and is a predicted model, not a curated record. The transcript is spliced from 4 exons. Lineage: Eukaryota; Metazoa; Chordata; Mammalia; Carnivora; Herpestidae. The coding region runs from base 91 to 864 and encodes 257 amino acids. Gene Ontology annotation, biological process: positive regulation of canonical NF-kappaB signal transduction.
CCGCUCCGCGAUACCGGGAAGUUGCCUAUCGCAUCCUGGCGCCGGUAUCCCCGUCGGGGUUGAAGCUGCGGCGGACUGCCCUUCCCCAAGAUGGCGUCGAAGAUGGGUUCGCGACGGUGGACGCUGCAGCUGAUCAUGCAGCUGGGUUCGGUGUUGCUCACACGCUGCCCCUUCUGGGGCUGCUUCAGCCAGCUCAUGCUGUACGCUGAACGGGCCGAGGCGCGCCGGAAGCCUGACAUCCCCGUGCCCUACUUGUACUUCGACUUGGGGGCGGCCGUGCUGUGCGCCAGCUUCAUGUCCUUUGGCGUGAAGCGGCGCUGGUUCGCGCUGGGGGCCGCACUCCAACUGGCCAUUAGCACCUACGCCGCCUACAUCGGGGGCUACGUCCACUACGGGGACUGGCUGAAGGUCCGUAUGUACUCGCGCACGGUUGCUAUCAUUGGCGGCUUUCUCGUGCUGGCCAGCGGCGCCGGGGAGCUAUACCGCCGGAAGCCCCGCAGCCGCUCCCUCCAGUCCACCGGCCAGGUGUUUCUGGGCAUCUACCUCAUCUGCGUGGCCUACUCACUGCAGCACAGCAAGGAGGACCGGCUGGCAUAUCUGAACCAUCUCCCGGGCGGGGAGCUCAUGAUUCAGCUGUUCUUCGUGCUGUAUGGCGUCCUGGCGCUGGCCUUCCUGUCAGGCUACUACGUGACACUGGCUGCCCAGAUCCUGGCCGUACUGCUGCCCCCGGUCAUGCUGCUCAUUGACGGCAACGUUGCUUACUGGCACCAUACACGGCGUGUUGAGUUCUGGAAUCAGAUGAAGCUCCUUGGAGAGAGCGUGGGCAUCUUCGGGGCUGCUAUCAUCCUGGCCACCGAUGGCUGAGUUGCACGACAAGAGGCCAGGAGGCUGAGAUGGGUGCAGGGAGCCACCGAGGGCCACCCUGCCUUCCUCUUUGCUGGCCCAGUUGUUUCUUGAUGCUUUCUGCUCUGUUGGGUGGGUUCUUUGCUCUGUGUGUGUGUGUGUCAGAAAGAGGUCUCUUCCCCAGUGCCUGGGCUCGGCCCUUGGGGGUGGGAGCCCUGAUGAUGCCUUACAGGGUUUGGUGGGGGGUUUUUUGCCCUGUUUAUUAGGAGGCGAGCUGAGGCCACCUGCUCCCUAGAUCUGCUGUCCCAGAGAAGGGAGUAAGGCAGGGCUCGGGUGGGGGUACUGAGACUGGGAGACGGAGGAAGGAAGACUACGAACCGGAAGUGAGCAAAUGUGAAAAAUCCCUUUUUGAACUGGCCAAGAGCAGCCGGGCCCCACAGUGCUUUUUGGAGACUGAGAGCGUGCGUGCGUGCGUGCGUGCGUGCGUUGACGUGUGUGGAUCGGGCCGGGAGGUGCCCCGGGGCCGGGCGCCCCAGGAGUCACGUGAGUUCUCAGGGCAGGCCAGGGGCAAAAACCGCACUAACUGUUGCCCCAUCUUGAACGCAGAGCAGGCCCCCAGUCUGGGGUGUGCAGGGGUAGUGCGGGCCGCAGCCAGCUUCCCUCCCCCUGCCUUUCUGUUUCCAGCCGUAUGGUUGGCCUGGUUGGGGUGAGUGCCCUCCCAAACACCAGACCACACAGUCCUCCAAAAAUAAACAUUUUAUAUAGA